This is a messenger RNA of Arabis nemorensis, 525 nucleotides long. NCBI's taxonomy places the organism in Eukaryota, Viridiplantae, Streptophyta, Magnoliopsida, Brassicales, Brassicaceae. The record is from the annotation of a GenBank genome assembly.
AUGGCGGCUUUUGUCAUCCUCGGAUUGGUUGCUACGACCGUACUCCUCGUGCUCUUCUUCUGCUUGCCGGACUCACCUGAGGUCACUCUCGCUUCCCUCACAGUAACCAAGUUCAAUUCCACCGGAGAUCAUAUUUCCGGUUACUGGAACCUGCAGUUUCAAGUCCUAAAUACUAACUUGGAGACUGAUUUCUUCUACGACGACGUUUACUGCUCAGUUUACCACGGCAAGAACCGUCUGGCCUCGACCGUGUUCCCGAGUUUUGUUCAAAAGGCGAGGGAGACGACCCCGAUCCACGUCACCGUCCAUCUCACACCGGAAACUAUUGCCAGAGGAAUCAACAAUGACUUGAUCACUAAUAGUUUUGCAGAGUUCGAUGUGAAGCUGACUAGCCUCGUAAAAUGGUCAUUGUGGUCGUCCGAGUACGUUAGGGUUUCAUGCGAUGACGUGGAAGUAGGUCUCCUGCGUGCGGCUGGUGGCCACGGCAAGAUGAUCGGUCCGGCGAAGAAGUGCAAGGUGUCCUAA